AUCGGGACAUUGCGUGCUCACAUUACCGGUGUUGACUCUAGCUUCUCAUGUGUAGCUAUCAUUUUUUCGCUAGAGAGGUAGUUUUGUAUCGUAACGUUUAGCUAGGUACAUCUAGCUAAACUAGAUUAAGUUAGCUAUUAAUCGUAAAAUGUUGUGUUUGACUAUUUUGUCGGUCGCCUUCGCAGCGCUGGCUUUGGUACCGAGCAUUAGCGACGCUUUGAAAGAUGGGGAUUGUGAAGUGUGUGUGAGCUUCCUGGGAAGGUUAUACCAGUCAUUGCAAGACGACAAAGUUAAAUUCAACAGCACAAACAUCGAGAAGGCCCUCGUCGAAACCUGCAAAGACGCCAAGGGCAAGGAAAACCGCUUUUGUUACUACAUUGGUGGAACAAGUGACGCAGCCACCAAAAUCCUCAACGAGAUCUCCAAGCCCCUGAGCUACCACACACCAGUGGACAAGAUCUGUGAGAAACUAAAGAAGAAGGACAGUCAGAUCUGUGAACUGAAAUACGACAAACAGCUGGACCUGAGCACGGUGGAUCUGAAGAAGCUGAAGGUGAAGGACUUGAAGAAGAUCCUGGAGGUGUGGGAAGAGUCGUGUAAAGGCUGUGUCGAGAAGUCCGACUUCAUCCGCAAGAUCGAUGAACUCAUGCCCAAGUACGCACCUAACGCUGCUAAAGCACGGAGGGAACUGUAACCAGAGGGAGAAGGGGGGGGGGUGCAGACCUGGGAUUAUAUUACAUUUACAUUUAAGUUAUUUAGCAGACGCUCUUAUCCAGAGCGACUUACAAAUUGGUGCAUUCACCUUAUGAUAUCCAGUGGAACAACCACUUUACAAUAGUUCAGUGUCUCAAAGUAGACAUGUUGAUCUAGGAUCAGUUUUGCCUUUUUUUAAAUCUUUUUUUGUUGUUGAUCGUACUGAAUAAGACUGUAUCAAGCAUCUCGAUUAGGAGUGUUGAUUUAGGAUCAGGUCCCCCCCCCCCCGUCCAUGUCAUUUUAUUCUUUGUGAUCUAAAUGCCAAAUCUAAUCCGAGAUCAUCACUCCUACUCUGAGACACUUUGGUCUGAAUACCAAAUUGCACCCUAGUCCCUAUAUAGUGCACUACCUUUGACCAGUGCCCAGUGGGGAGUAUGGUUCCAUUUGGAAUGCUGCCUUUGUUUAUACAGGCCCUGGGGAAGGGGCUUUGGUGGUCCUGAGAGGGUAUUUUGUGGUGGGUAAUGUUCGCUGUGCGGUAUAUGAACCACCUGUCAGUCUGUACAUGACCUAUUUUUUGUUGUUGUUUUAAUUAAGGGAUAUACUUUUUUUUUUAAAUUUGUCUUAAUUAAUAACGGUAUAAUCAAAUAUAACAGGUGUGGACAAGCUCAUAUGCAGAAGGUCCUAGACAGUGGGUGUAGUAAGACACCUGAUUCUACUAUUCAACUAAUCAUCAAAUCGAGACCUUGAUUUAUACCCUCUACAAAUAAGCUUCGCCACACCCCUGAAAUAUAUAUAUUUUUUAAGAGAAGAUAAAACUAUUGAAAUGUGCUUUUCUUUCACACAACCUUACAUGUUUAUUACAAAAUGUUCUGUACUUUUUCAUUAAAAUAUGAAAACAAGG
Molecule: messenger RNA, 1594 nt
Organism: Salvelinus namaycush (lake trout)
Lineage: Eukaryota; Metazoa; Chordata; Actinopteri; Salmoniformes; Salmonidae
Product: mesencephalic astrocyte-derived neurotrophic factor-like
Exons: 4
Coding region: 149-694 (181 amino acids)
Biological process (GO): dopaminergic neuron differentiation; neuron projection development
Cellular component (GO): endoplasmic reticulum
Source: RefSeq, a predicted model, not a curated record